AUGACUUCAACCUGCUCUGCCUCUGCAUAUUUAUCUUACUUUUUCACUGACUGUAUGAUGUCAAGAUGGCUUGUAAACUAUACGCCUCCAGCAGUCAUAAUCCGUCUUCUCACCAUAAAUUGCCUCAUCGCCUAUCUCACAUCCUGGAUCCUUUACCUCUCCGGUGCCUCUUCAGAUCCUCGUCUACUCCUCCCAGCCUGGAUAUCAAUCACCUCAAUCCUCACUCUACUCUACCACCUGACUCAACGCAAGAUAAAUAUCAAGAAAGAAACCAAGGCUUCCCUAUCGGUUUUCUCCAUAGCAAGCUUCAUAAGUAUGUCGUCAUUACUACUACAGCUUCACUUAUCCCGUGAGAAUGAGCCGGAGAUACCCCUUUUCGUCAUGCUACACAAAGCCUGGAAUGUUGGUAUGCAGUGGAUGAUUGAGUGGAGAGUCGGGUCUUGA
Messenger RNA from Nannizzia gypsea CBS 118893, 444 nucleotides. RefSeq lists its product as hypothetical. Gene Ontology annotation, cellular component: endoplasmic reticulum membrane. NCBI's taxonomy places the organism in Eukaryota, Fungi, Ascomycota, Eurotiomycetes, Onygenales, Arthrodermataceae. The transcript has 4 exons. The coding region runs from base 1 to 444 and encodes 147 amino acids. The record is from RefSeq and is a predicted model, not a curated record. Gene Ontology annotation, biological process: protein N-linked glycosylation; cellular response to oxidative stress.